UUCAAAAUAAAAUUUCUCAAAUCCAAUCCAAUCCAAUCCUGUCAGGGUUGUUGUCUAAACCCCUAACUUUUUUCUCAUCAAUUUAGCAGAUUUUUUCCUAUUAAUGGCUGCUGAACCAUUACUUCAAACACACCCUAUAACUGAAUCAGCUCCAUCGUCUCCGAUCAAUUUCUCUUCCUCCGAUUCCGAUUCCGAUGAUGACUUUUUCGCUCCGACUUCCUGGUCUUCCAAUAACUUGCAGAAGAAGAAAUUCCGCCGAUCCAGAACUGCUCCUGCCAUGGUUUCCGUGAAUGAUCUCUUUGAAUCACACCCUAAUGAAGAAUCUGACCACUUCGAACCUACUUCUCUAGUCAGACAGGCUGCUUUUUUGCUUGUUAUUUACCUCUCUCUAGGUGUAGUCGUCUAUUCUUUCAACCGUGACCAUUUCUCUGGAGUUGAAACCCACCCUGUUGUUGACGCUCUUUACUUUUGCAUCGUCACUAUGUGUACCAUUGGCUAUGGCGAUAUUGCUCCAACUACUCCUUUAACAAAACUAUUUGCUUGUAUAUUUGUGCUUGUGGGUUUUGGUUUCAUCGACAUUUUGUUGAGUGGGGUUGUCAAUUACGUACUUGAUUUGCAGGAGAAUUUUAUAUUGACCGGCAGCCGAUUACAAGGGCAGCGGCAAUUAGCUAGCAAUGACCAUAGGCGUAGCGGAUUAUCCGCCUGUAUGGAUUGCAUUGUCGAUGUAGCAAAGGGCAGAAUGAGAAUUAGAUUGAAGGUGGGUUUGGCUCUAGGAGUUGUGCUUUUGUGUAUAGGAUUGGGUUCAAUGGUGUUGUAUUUUCAGGAGGAUUUGGAUUGGGUUGAUUCGGUUUACUUAUCGGUAAUGUCUGUUACCACUGUUGGAUAUGGUGACAGGGCUUUCAAAACUCUGCCGGGAAGGUUGUUUGCUUCAAUUUGGCUUUUACUUUCAACCCUUGCGGUGGCGCGAGCUUUCUUGUAUUUGGCAGAGGCAAGGAUUGACAAGAGACACAGGAGAAUUACCAACUGGGUGUUGCAGCGUGAAAUCACCAUUGAAGAUCUGCUUGCUGCUGAUAUUAACAAUAAUGGUUUCAUUAAGAAAUCAGAAUAUGUCAUUUACAAGCUCAAGGAGAUGGGAAAGAUCAAUGAGAAAGAUGUAAUGCAGAUAUGCAAUCAGUUCAACAAGCUUGACGAAAACAACUCUGGGAAGAUAACAUUACCCAGCCUCUUGCAGAGUCAUUUAUAGCCGAAAUUCUUUCACUACCGUGUACUUAAUCUGCUAAUUUUCGAGAAAAAAGGUUAGUAUCUCAUGUGUAUGACUUUAAAGUUAUAUAUUGCGUAUAUAUGUUCUUGUAUGUCAAGUGUUGUCGCCCAAUGUGAACAUUGACAUAUAGUGGUAUAAGUUUACCUGGAGAGAAGAUGUGUAAGCCAUGAGAGGGAACUCUGGUGAGGAAGAAAACUACAAUGAAAACAAAGGAGUAGUUGUUAGAGUCAUUUGAUUUUCUGGUGAAACUCCCAUCAAUUAUUUGGUACAGUAACUACAGAUGGGCGGUGAAGCACCAACAAUGGGUAAUAUCAGAAGCAAAGAGGGGUGUGAUAAGGCUAGUCCUCCUCGAGCCUACUCCCGUCUUUUGAAUUAAGCUUCUGAGUAAGUUGGUAUAGACGCGAAAGAAUCAGCUCACACUAGACUACAGUUAAGAGUUUGUUAGAAAGAGAAAACAUGAAGAAAGAAAAAAAAAAUUAUAUCUGUAAAAAAAAAAUUGUGAAAUUUGUUGGAGGUUGUAUAUAUAUUCUGUAAAGAUUUUAUUGUAUUAUUUGAAUGUGGAUAUUGGAUUUAUUUGGUAUAUCUAUGUAAUAAAUCCCCUUCUAUAUUUCAGCACUUAA
Solanum pennellii is the source of this 1881-nucleotide messenger RNA. RefSeq names its product two-pore potassium channel 5. NCBI's taxonomy places the organism in Eukaryota, Viridiplantae, Streptophyta, Magnoliopsida, Solanales, Solanaceae. The record is from RefSeq and is a predicted model, not a curated record. Bases 104 to 1243 code for a protein of 379 amino acids. Gene Ontology annotation, molecular function: potassium ion leak channel activity. Gene Ontology annotation, cellular component: plant-type vacuole membrane. Gene Ontology annotation, biological process: potassium ion transmembrane transport; stabilization of membrane potential. The transcript has 2 exons.